CCUCAGUGAUUUACCUUCAUCAUGAACGGUUUGAAAUACAAAGGUAAAUAAGUAAAUAACUUUAGUCCUCUCCGUAUUAUGUAUACAUAUUCUGUUAUUACCUGAACAAGCACUGGUAAAAUGGAGUCCUGCAGUCAUGAGGGAUCUCAGGGACAUAUUGAAUGCAGCUGAUUAUUUCUUAAUAAAGAAGACUGGAAUUAUGCCACUGCAAAUGAACAAACGACAAAGGAUACAAGUUUGAAAAUUACUGUCAUUGCAAAGGGCACAGUCAUGCGUCUAAUAUUCUGGAUUCUAGGAAUGGUGUCAUUACUUCAUGAUUUGUUGAAAACAUUUGCAAUUAAGACACAGUUACAUCUAGACCAAGAUUCGGUAAAUCUGCUAAAGGAACUUGGUGAUUUUGACAUUACAACUCCCUGUCGUGUGAACAUAUUUGGAGAACCAUUUCCAAAGAACCAACACUUUAGAAGGAAAAAACGAAGUUUGACUCCCACCACAGAGCAGUGGAACACUUCCCAAACCCACUACAAACUGAAUGCCUUUGGCAAGGACUUCCAUUUCAGUUUAACUGCCACUUCUGGAUUUAUUGCUCCACUAUAUACUGUCACUUUUCUUGGAGCACCUGAAGGUAAUCAAACCGAUGUUUUCACUGAAGAUGAUGAAGAUAUUAGACACUGCUUUUACCAUGGCAUGGUAAAUGGCCAUCCAGAGCACAUUGCUGUGCUAAGUCUUUGCUCAGGAAUGCAUGGUACAUUUAGGUCCCACGAUGGAGAUUAUUUUGUGGAACCACUUUCAAACCUCCAUAGGGGAGACUUUGAAGAAGGCAAUAACCAGCACAUUGUCUACAGACCUCAUACUUCUAAAAAAUUAACAAGGGACAUUCAUUCAUGUGCGACUUCAGAAAAAAAUCACCACAGAAGAUCUAGAAACAGAAGGAUGAAGCAGACCAGUGACACAUGGACAUUAUAUGAAACAAUAAAUAGAACAUUAUCAGCAAUGCAGUUUUCCAUCACUGGCAACAAAUCCAUUAACAUGAAUGCAACUGGAAUCCACAAAAGGACUAAGAGAUUUUUAUCAUACCCUCGAUAUGUUGAAGUAAUGGUGGUGGCGGACAACAAAAUGGUGGCUUACCAUGGUGCUAACUUACAACAUUAUAUUUUAACUUUAAUGUCAAUUGUUGCUUCUAUUUAUAAGGAUCCAAGUAUUGGGAAUCUAAUUAAUAUUGUUAUUGUAAAACUGACUGUCAUAACUAAUGAACAGAAUGGUCCUUCAAUCUCCUUCAGUGCACAUUCUACUCUAAAGCAUUUCUGUGUGUGGCAGAAAUCGCACAAUCACCCAGAUGACCAGCACCAUUCUCACCAUGACACAGCAAUACUCAUCACAAGACAAGAUAUUUGCAGAGCAGCAAAUAAAUGUGACACACUAGGAUUGGCUGAACUUGGUACGAUGUGUGAUCCUUACAGAAGCUGUUCCAUCAUUGAAGAUAAUGGGCUAAGUACUGCGUUUACUAUAGCACAUGAACUUGGACAUGUGUUUAAUAUGCCUCAUGAUGACAGCAAUAAGUGUAAUGAGAAUGGUAUGAAAACACAAUCUCAUGUUAUGGCACCGAUACUUACCCAUAAUACAAAGCCAUGGCUAUGGUCAAAGUGCAGCAGGAAAUACAUUACAGAAUUUUUAGAUACUGGGUAUGGGGAAUGCUUGCUCGAUGAGCCUGUAGUAAGAACAUACACUCUACCUCAACAACUUCCAGGUCAAGUUUACAAUAUAAGUAAACAGUGUGAAAUCAUAUUUGGACCAGGUUCUCAGGUGUGCCCUUAUAUGAUGCAGUGCAGAAGACUGUGGUGCACAAGCAGCGAAGGCGCACAGAGAGGUUGCCGCACACAACAUACGCCUUGGGCUGAUGGAACUGAGUGCGAACCUGGAAAGCACUGCAAACAUGGACAUUGUGUUGCUAAGGAGUCUUCUUCACCACCGACAGAUGGAUCCUGGGGUGCAUGGAGUCCUUUUGGGGCCUGUUCAAGAUCCUGUGGAGGUGGCAUAAAAACGUCUCUUCGAGAGUGCAACAGGCCUGAGCCCAGAAAUGGUGGCAGAUACUGUGUGGGCCGUAGAAUGAAGUUUAAGUCUUGCAACACUAAUCCUUGUCCCAUGCAAAAGGACUUCAGAGAUGACCAAUGUGCUCAGUUUAAUGGAAGGCAUUUAAAUAUGAAUGGUAUAUCUGCUAAUGUCACCUGGGUCCCUAAAUACAGUGGAAUUUUACUGAAAGAUCGAUGCAAGCUGUUUUGUAGAGUAGCUGGAAGCUCUUCCUACUUUCAACUCAGGGACAGAGUUAUUGAUGGCACUCCAUGUGGGCCAAACACUAAUGAUAUCUGUGUGCAAGGACUGUGCCGGCAAGCCGGAUGUGAUCAUGUGCUGAAUUCAAAAGCAAGAAGGGACAAAUGUGGAGUGUGUGGUGGAGAUAACACAUCUUGCAAACCUGUAGCUGGCACAUUCAAUACAGCCAUUUAUGGCUAUAAUAGAAUAGUGCGCAUACCCUCAGGAGCAACUAAUAUUGAUGUGCAACAGCAUAGUUAUUCAGGGAGACCAGAAGAUGACAACUAUCUUGCUCUAGCAAACCACCAUGGAGAGUUCUUAAUAAAUGGACACUUUGUUGUCAGUAUGUUCAAAAGGGAUAUUAAAGUUGGAAAUGCUGUAAUUGAAUACAGUGGAUCUGGUCAUGCAAUAGAACGCAUAAACUGCACUGAUCGUAUUGAAGAAGAACUAGAAGUCCAGGUUUUGUCUGUGGGCAGGUUGAAUAACCCUGAUGUUCGUUAUACAUUUAAUAUUCCUAUUGAAGAUAAAGCGCAGCACUAUUUUUGGAACCCCAAUGGCUCAUGGCAGGAUUGCAGCGCCCUUUGUCAAGGUGAACGAAGGAGAAAGCUGGUGUGCAUCAGAGAAGAAGACUUGCUAGUGGUUUCAGAUCAAAGAUGCGAUCGCAUUUCACAACCAAGUCCCAUAGUUGAAAGGUGUAAUAUGGACUGUGAAGUCAGAUGGCACAUUGCUAGAAAGAGUGAAUGCACUGCACAGUGUGGUCAUGGGUAUCGUUCUUUGGAUAUAUACUGUACAAAGUACAUUAAGACAAGUGGUAAAACAGAAAAAAUUGAUGAGCGGUUCUGUGUUGGCAUUCAUAAACCAAAUGAUAAAGAGGGAUGUGUUGGAGACUGUACUAUAGGAGGAUGGCAAUAUUCAUCUUGGUCUGAAUGUUCCAAAAGCUGUGGGGGUGGAUUAAGACGACGGCUGGCAACCUGUAUUAAUUCACUGGGUGCCCAUCUUGAUGACAACAAAUGCAGCAUGCAAGAAAAAGUAAUUAUAGAACGAUGUAAUGAAUACAUAUGUCCACAGUGGAGCCCAUCAGAAUGGUCUGAGUGCUUGGUUACCUGUGGGAAAGGUCAUAGACAUCGCCACAUACUUUGUCACUUUGGAGAACAACAAGUAGAUGACAGAUUUUGCAGCCCUGAGACAAAACAAGAGUCUUUACAAACAUGUCAACAGCCAGAAUGUUCAGCAUGGCAAGUUGGACCAUGGGGACAGUGCACUGUAAGCUGUGGUCAAGGCUACCAGAUAAGAGCAGUGAAAUGUGUUGCUGGAGCUUAUGGUAAUGUCGUAGAUGACAAUGAAUGUAAUGCUGGCAGAAGACCAACAGACAGUCAGGACUGUGAAAUGGCACCAUGUCCUGCUCUGUAUCCAAGUGUUCCAGAAAUCAAAACAACCUCUAAUGUACUGCAUGAAGCUGAAUGGAGAUUUGGCUCUUGGACUCCUUGCUCUGCUACAUGCGGGAAAGGCUCCAGAAUUCGAUAUGUCAGUUGCAGAGAUUUUAGUGGUGUAGUCGCAAAUGAAGCAGCAUGUUCUCAUCUCCCUAAGCCUCCAGUUACAGAAGAAUGUGUGGCUAUACCAUGUGGACAGUGGAAGGCCCUUGACUGGAGCUUGUGUUCAGUAUCUUGUGGCCAGGGGAAGGCAAAACGUCAAAUAACUUGUGUAGAUUUUGGUUACCAAAUUGUUGAUGGAAAUGAAUGUGACUCAGAAGAUAUGCCUGCAACUGAACAGGAAUGUAAUAUGCCUCCAUGUGAUGAAUAUGUUAACAACAAUGAAAACCCCAUCCAUUCAAUUCAUCAUGUCAAUUACCAUCCCAGAUGGCACUCAAGAAAUGGAGCCAUAACCCCUGGCAAGGAUGGUAUACAAGUUUCAGAUGACAGUCAGUGGAGAAUUGGGCCUUGGGGAGCGUGUUCAAGCACAUGUGCUGGUGGAUUCCAGAGGCGGGCUGUUGUAUGCCAAGAUUUAAAUGGAUAUCGUGCAAAUAGCUGUAAUGAACAAACUAAGCCAACUGAACAAAGAUCAUGCGAGGCCGGUCCUUGUCCACAGUGGGCAUAUGGCAGCUGGGGAAAGUGUACAAAAUCAUGUGGUGGAGGUAUAAGAACAAGGCAUGUUAUAUGUCACCACCCCAGUGGAGAAAGACUUAAUGAUCAAAACUGCGAAAUUCUUGAAAAACCUCCAGAUCGUGAACAAUGCAAUACUCAAGGCUGCCCACCAAAUGCUGUCUGGAAGAGUGGUCCAUGGAGCUCGUGCUCUGUUUCUUGUGGGAAAGGAAUAAGAAUGCGGUUUGUAUCCUGUGUGACUAAGGAAGGAAAACAAAUAGAAGAUUUAUACUGUAGCCACCUGACUAAACCAGAUGUGCAAAGAAAAUGCAGAGGUGGGCGCUGCCCUAAAUGGAACACUGAAGACUGGGGGCAGUGCUCAGUCUCCUGUGGUCAAGGAACUCAGAAAAGAGAUGUGAACUGUUUGUCUGCAGCCCAGAAAAACGUACAGGAUUCUGAAUGUAUCCUAGCAGUAAAGCCUACCACUGUGCAACUCUGUCACCUUGCAAACUGCCCAGAUUACCACUGGAAAUCAGAAGACUGGCAGGAGUGCUCUAAAACAUGUGGUUCAGGAAUAAAAAUUCGAAAAGUAGUCUGUGUGAAUGAUAACAACGAAGAAGCUUCCAGUAUGCUCUGCCAAGGGAAUAGGCCACCUGACACAGACAACUGUUCUGUUACACCUUGUGAAUAUGUUUGGAUCACUGGAGAAUGGUCAGAGUGCUCUGUUACAUGUGAUUAUGGCUACCAGCGAAGGCUUGUUACAUGCAGUGAAAUAUAUAACAACAAGGAUCACUAUGAAUAUGGAUUUGAGGCAACAGUACAGUGUCCGGGAACCCAGCCACCAACUAUGCGGUCAUGCUAUAGUGGAGAAUGUCAGCCAUCAACUACCUGGAGUGUUGGAAACUGGGGAAGUUGUUCUGUGAGCUGUGGAGAAGGGGUGAUGCAUCGAUCAGUGAGGUGUUUAACUUCUGAUGGACAGACAAGUAAUCGCUGCCCACUUGCUAUGAAGCCAGAAGAGAGUGUAGCAUGCCAGAACCCUGACUGUGAUUUGCCAACAAGUUGCCAAGAUCUGCAGCAGUUUGAAGGACUUACUGAAGACAAUGAAUAUUUGAUUAACAUUCAAGGAAAAAUAGUAAAGAUUUAUUGUGCUAGCAUGCAAUCUGAUAGCCCAAGAGAAUAUAUAUCACUUCUAAGUGGUGAUGCAGAGAACUUCUCGGAAGUUUUUGGUCUGAGACUCCUUAAUCCAACAGAGUGCCCACAUAAUGGAAACAGGAGAGAAGACUGCCACUGCAAAAGAGAUUACACAGCAGCUGGGUUCACGACCUUCAGUAAAGUAAGGAUAGAUCUCAGCACCAUGCAAAUAAUAACAACUGAUUUACAUUUUGCACACACUCGUGAAGGCUGGUCUGUACCAUUUGCAACAGCAGGCGACUGUUACAGUGCUGCUAGAUGUCCACAGGGUCAGUUUAGUAUCAAUCUCCAUGGAACUGGCUUUUCAAUACAUGAAGACACCCAAUGGGCAACGCAGGGAAAUUAUGCAGUCAUGAAUCUACAGAGAGCACCUGAUGGUGGCAAAGUAAAAGGGAAAUGUGGUGGUUACUGUGGAAAAUGUACUCCGUCUUCUACAACUGGUUUAUUGGUUAAGGUGCUGUAAAUCCACCCGAUUAUACUGUAUCUGACUCUUUACAUUGGCCCAUUUGAAAUUAAUGGCUGCAGCAGAUCUGUUUAACUAGGUUCCAGAAGCCAUUGUGACAUUAAGAUUUAUACAUACAAGGAAGACAAUAUCAAGUGAAUUAUAAAGGGAAAUGGAAUUAAAAAUAUCCUUGAGUAAACAUGUAGCAGUUACUUCAAGUAAACACUUUCAGGUCGUAAGAGCACAGGAUGUCAGUCUAGGAGAUAACUGCAAAGUACAGGUCUGAUCAGAAAAAUGAAUAAAUCUGCAUAAUCAACUGACGUGAAAUAAAAUCUGCAGAAUCAGACGUAAGUUCUUUAGGACUCUAUCAAGAAUGACUCCAGCAAAGCCAUAAAUGUCCUCUUUCAAAUGCACUGUAAAGUUCUUACUAGGUUAUGUAAAGACUAUUCAAAAUAUUGUAAGAUUUUCACUGCAUGUAAUAUUCUUAUAUGCUUUUCUGCUGGAGUUAAAAUACAAAAGGGAAGGAUAAAAUAUGUUACCUCUUGGUUCGUGCAAGAGUCUGACUGUAUA
Protopterus annectens (West African lungfish) is the source of this 6588-nucleotide messenger RNA. It is a transcript of the gene ADAMTS9, whose product is annotated as ADAM metallopeptidase with thrombospondin type 1 motif 9. Gene Ontology annotation, biological process: extracellular matrix organization; proteolysis. Bases 271 to 6039 code for a protein of 1922 amino acids. The record is from RefSeq and is a predicted model, not a curated record. Lineage: Eukaryota; Metazoa; Chordata; Ceratodontiformes; Protopteridae. Gene Ontology annotation, molecular function: metalloendopeptidase activity; zinc ion binding. Gene Ontology annotation, cellular component: extracellular matrix. The transcript is spliced from 39 exons.